AGCCUCUGUUCGGCUACAACAUACAUUUACAAUGCAAGUGUACAAAAAUAUGUAUACAAUUUGCUUGUAAUAGCUUGUAUUUGAACAGGGACGUGCAGCGGAUAUCGAAGGCACUUAUCUAUAUAUUUGCUUGAUCAUUGGCUAUAGUGCUCAGCUUAUCAUACAAUUCCUUAUCAGGCGUUUCUCACUUACGACGCAUUCUGAGUUUCGUGCUGAUAGGUGUUUAAUUAACGAUUGGCAAUUGCGCUGUUUGGACCUAGUCUUGAGUAUUCAAAUAAUAUUGCUGUGAUUUUAGAUUAUACUAAACAAAUAUGAAUCAAGUGGGUAGAAUCGGGGUCAUUGGGGGCGGUAAGAUGGCACUAGCUAUGAUAAAAGGCUUUCUCUCAGCCGGUCUUACAAAAUCCGAUAGUGUGAUUGCUAGCGUACACCCAAACGACAUACAAAGCCUUAAACAGUUCCAGAAAAUCGGCGUCGAAACGGUUGUUAAAAACGAGCCAGUCGUUGAAAAAUCUGAUAUUGUAUUCAUAUCAGUUAAGCCAGAGGUAGUACCUAUUAUCUUACCUGAAAUAAAAUCGCUAAGCAAUAAUAAAUUGUUUAUCUCAAUAGCCAUGGGCAUAACUAUAAAAAUGUUGGAACAGCAUUUAGACAUUAACGCAAGAGUCAUCCGCGCCAUGCCGAACAUGCCUGCUCUUGUAAAAUCAGCGUGCUCGGUAUAUACUCGCGGUACCAAGGCAAAUCAAGAGGAUGGGCAAGUAACAAAAUCACUAUUGGAGGCGAUUGGCACCUGUGAAGAAGUGCCAGAAUAUUUGUUUGAUCCCAUCACAGCUUUGAGCGGAAGUGGGCCAGCUUAUGUGUUUGUCAUGAUAGAAGCCUUAGCGGAUGGUGGAGUACGUAUGGGUUUACCGCGCGAUUUAGCUUAUCGUCUUUCCGCGCAAACUGUUUUAGGAUCUGGACAGUUGGUUCGCGAUACUAAUGAACACCCGGGUGUUUUGAAGGAUAAUGUAACAAGCCCCGCGGGAUCAACUGCUGCCGCACUAAAGGUGUUAGAAUCGGCAGUAUUUACUAUUUUAAAAAUAGGUUUUCGUGGCACAGUUUCUGGCGCAGUGGAAGCAGCUACGUUACGAUGCCAGGAAAUUUCUGGCAAUUAGUAUUAAUACUUAAAUUAUAAUUUGAAGGAAUGUUGAAGUUCUCUUAGCUUAGUGGAAUCAUUUCGGUCACUCUGUGUAUAAUAAAAAUAUAAACAAAAAUAUACAUUAAAUAUAUAAUAGGGCGUGUCAAUCACACAAACUACAGCAUUUUA
Molecule: messenger RNA, 1300 nt
Organism: Rhagoletis pomonella (apple maggot)
Lineage: Eukaryota; Metazoa; Arthropoda; Insecta; Diptera; Tephritidae
Gene: P5cr-2
Product: pyrroline-5-carboxylate reductase 1, mitochondrial
Exons: 5
Coding region: 312-1148 (278 amino acids)
Biological process (GO): L-proline biosynthetic process
Molecular function (GO): pyrroline-5-carboxylate reductase activity
Source: RefSeq, a predicted model, not a curated record